Messenger RNA from Cornus florida, 852 nucleotides. RefSeq names its product pathogenesis-related protein PR-1-like. NCBI's taxonomy places the organism in Eukaryota, Viridiplantae, Streptophyta, Magnoliopsida, Cornales, Cornaceae. The record is from RefSeq and is a predicted model, not a curated record. The coding region runs from base 1 to 852 and encodes 283 amino acids. The transcript has a single exon. Gene Ontology annotation, cellular component: extracellular region.
AUGCCAAUAUGGAGUGCUCGAGUUUUUGCAACCUUGAUCAUCUCCACCUCUCUUCACUUCCUCCUCGUAUCCGCAGAUGUACAUAGGCACCAAAACCCCGGGCCAAAACACCCUAGAGGCGGAAGCAAUGCCAAACCUGAGCCAAACCCACCGCCCAUUCAGAGCAACCACAAGUUGUCUCCUGAGGCACAACAAUACCUCACGGCCCACAACUUGGUCCGCCAGCAAAUGCACGUAUUGCCCUUGCAAUGGGACGAAAACCUAGCAAAUUUCGCGCACGGCUGGGCCGUACAGCGCAUCAAUGAUUGCAAACCACACCACCAUUCAGGCAGUCAAUAUGGAGAAAACACCCUAUGGGCACAACACGACGAGUUGUCCCCGGAUGGAGUGGUGAAAAUAUGGUCCGACGAGAAAAAGAACUAUGACCAUAGCAGGGUUGUGUGCACCUGCCCACCUAAACAUCCAAAAUGCAUGUGCGGCCACUACACGCAGAUUGUCUGGGCCACUACUCGCCGGGUAGGGUGUGGCAAUGUCACAUGCAACAACGAUAAAGGCAUACUUGUGGUUUGUUCAUAUGAUCCGCCUGGAAAUUUUGUCAAUUUGAAUCCGUUGAUCGGCAACCCUAGUGAUGCAACACAUAACGAGUCAUGUUCGCCUCCUCCAUCUCCUCUUCAGCCUACAACUGCGCCAUUGAAUUCAUCUCUGCCUUCAACUUCGGUGCCACAUACUCAUCAAUCACAUUCAUCAAGUCCAAUUCGAAAGCAUUUAGCACCAAAGGAGCCUGAUCCCCACAACACUCACAUUACACGCAACCACCAUGUUGGUCAUGCACGGCCUGGACAUGCCCGGUAG